Messenger RNA from Sinocyclocheilus grahami, 1950 nucleotides. Its product is annotated as cleft lip and palate transmembrane protein 1-like protein. Gene Ontology annotation, cellular component: endomembrane system; membrane. Bases 267 to 1883 code for a protein of 538 amino acids. NCBI's taxonomy places the organism in Eukaryota, Metazoa, Chordata, Actinopteri, Cypriniformes, Cyprinidae. The record is from RefSeq and is a predicted model, not a curated record. The transcript is spliced from 17 exons.
GUGAAACCCGGAAGUAAGCGCCCAUUGAAACAUCGCGUCUAAAGUGAAUGUAGCGCUACAUUAGCGGAAUUAAACGCGCGCUUCUUCACGAGGAGUCGUCGAUGACUUUAUUCGCGGUUUCUGAGGAUGCAGCGGUGACUCUCGGGAGAACAGACUGCUGUGCGCAUCGGGGCAGAGCGACAGCGCAUCUCGUUAUUUCCAGUCCUCCGAGCAGCAUGUUGAUGAGCGGCUUCUGCUCGUGUGUGUGCUGUGUCUGAUGCACUAAGAUGUUUCCUAAGACCUCUCUGACGGGUCUGAUCGUGGGGGUCUUCCUCCUCUAUGUGCUGCACACAUGCUGGGUCAUGUUCGGGAUCGUUUACACCAAACCCUGCGAGAAACCCGAGAGUGACAGCUGUAUCUCUCCUUACCUGGCCGCUAAACCCCGACUGCAGCUAAGCGUCUACACUGCAUUAAGACCCAAUGCUGAUGGUGGACACAGUCUGAUCCACAGAGAGGAAGAGUUUGAUGUCAACACCAGGUUUGAGAGGUUAGUCAAUGUGUCUUUGCCGAAGAAGACCCGCAAGAAUGGCACGCUGUACGCCAUGGUGUUCCUGCAUCAGGCGGGAGUCUCGCCGUGGCAGGAUCCGCACCAGGUGCAUUUAGUCACGCAACUGACCACAUACACGCUGCCCAAACCUCCGGAGAUCAGCCUGAUCACGCGCCAGGACGAGCCGCAGAAACCGGAUCAGCAAAAGCAAAGCAGCGACUCUGAGCUGGACCGGCCCGUUUCUCACUGGCGUUCCCGUCUGACCGUGAACGUGGUGUCGGAGAACUUCCUGUUUGACCGAGAGGCUCUUCCUGGAGACGUGCACCGCUACAUGAGAGUAUAUCAGAGCGGGAAGAAGAUGAUUUACCUGCCGCUGCUGUUUGUAGAUGAGCUGAGCAACCGAGUGAAGGAUUUAAUGGAGAUCAACAGCAGCAGCACUGAACUGCCUCUGAGCAUCUCAUAUGACUCCAUCGCUCUCGGGAAACUGCGCUUCUGGAUCCAUAUGCAGGACGCCGUUUAUUCACUUCAGCAGUUUGGCUUCACUGAAAAGGAUGCUGAUGAAAUCAAGGGGAUAUUUGUGGACACCAAUCUAUAUUUCCUCGCACUCACCUUUUUUGUGGCCGCCUUCCAUCUUUUGUUUGAUUUUCUGGCUUUCAAAAAUGACAUCAGUUUCUGGAAACACAAGAAGAGCAUGGUUGGGAUGUCCAGCAAAGCAGUGCUGUGGAGGUGUUUCAGCACCAUUGUGAUCUUCCUGUAUCUGCUGGAUGAGCAGACCAGUCUGCUGGUUCUGCUUCCUGCCGGGAUCGGCUCUUUGAUCGAGGUGUGGAAAGUGAAGAAAGCGUUUAAAAUACACGUCAUAUGGAGGGGCUUGACUCCCACAUUCCUGUUUGGGAAGAGGGACGAAUCAGAGAAACGAACAGAGGAAUAUGACACACUGGCGAUGAAGUAUCUGUCGUAUCUGCUGUAUCCUCUGUGCAUCGGCGGAGCCGUUUACGCUCUUGUGUUUGUCAAGUACAAAAGCUGGUAUUCCUGGAUUAUUAACAGUUUAGUCAAUGGGGUGUACGCCUUCGGAUUCCUCUUCAUGCUGCCUCAACUCUUUGUAAAUUACAAGCUGAAAUCAGUCGCUCAUCUGCCCUGGAAAGCCUUCAUGUACAAGGCUUUUAAUACGUUUAUCGAUGACGUCUUUGCAUUCAUCAUCACGAUGCCCACGUCACAUCGGCUAGCGUGUUUCAGAGAUGACGUGGUGUUCCUCGUGUACCUCUAUCAGAGAUGGCUCUAUCCAGUGGAUAAAACCAGAGUGAACGAGUACGGCGUGUCUUACGAUGAAAAGCCCAAAGGAAAAUCCCAUAAAGACUGACAUCCUCACAACAGAACAGCUCCGCAUUAUCUUAAGAUUCAGUAAGAAAGGAGCAUACAGCAUGUCA